AUGAACAACGAUUUAUGUGAAUUAAUUGUUAAUCAUGCAAAUCAAAUAUAUCAAUCAUUAGCCAAUCUCAAUGGAUAAUUAAAUGAAAAUGGCAGCAUAAGUAAUUUAUUUUUUAAUAUUUCAAUAGUAAAUCACAAUCCUACAUCAUCAAACACAUCCACAACAUAAGGAUUAGUAUUCAUAAUGUUCUUACUAUUUACUGCAUAUGCAUUAUUAUCAAUAUUCUCUCCACAACGAUAACCAGUUACACAAAAAGGCAAUAUAUAAAACUAACAGAAUAAUAAUCAUCAUGAUGAUGAUUGAUU
Paramecium pentaurelia is the source of this 305-nucleotide messenger RNA. The record is from the annotation of a GenBank genome assembly. NCBI's taxonomy places the organism in Eukaryota, Ciliophora, Oligohymenophorea, Peniculida, Parameciidae.